GGCAAUACUACAGUACCCACAAUUCCUUUCUGCCGGAACGGAAGUUGUCCUGUCGACCUUGGGUAGCUCCUGCAAGCAUGGCGAAUAAAGAGCCUAACAGGUUCCUGCAGCACCUGAGAGAUCUCGCCGGACGCAUGUCCUCUGGCUCAAGGGGUGCUGGAAUCGGACUGAAGUUAUUAAUUGGAGCUGGUGCUCUCUCUUAUGGAGUCAAAGAAGCCACAUACACGGUGGAGGGUGGUCAGCGAGCAAUUAUCUUUAACAGAAUCGGAGGAAUGCAGAUGGACACCGUCCUUUCUGAGGGUCUCCACUUCAGGAUACCAUGGUUUCAGUAUCCAAUCAUAUAUGAUAUCAGAGCCAAACCAAGGAAAAUAGCAUCUUUAACAGGAAGUAAAGACCUGCAGAUGGUGAACAUCGGUUUGCGUGUGCUGUCACGACCUGUGGCCUCCAACCUUCCCAACUUAUACCAGCAACUGGGGAAGGACUAUGAUGAGCGUGUGCUGCCAUCCAUUGUAAAUGAAGUUCUGAAGAGUGUGGUAGCCAAGUUCAAUGCCUCUCAACUAAUUACACAAAGAGCACAGGUGUCAUUACUGAUCCGGCGAGAGCUUUAUGAGCGUGCUAAGGACUUCAACAUUAUUCUUGACGAUGUGGCUAUCACAGAGCUGAGCUUCAGCAAGGAGUACACAGCAGCUGUGGAAGCCAAACAAGUUGCCCAGCAGGAGGCGCAAAGAGCUCAGUUCUUUGUGGAGAAAGCAAAACAAGAACAAAGGCAGAAGAUUAUUCAAGCUGAAGGUGAAGCCCAGGCAGCCAAAAUGUUAGGGGAGGCCGUCACGAAGAACCCUGGAUAUCUUAAACUCAGAAGAAUCAGAGCAGCGCAAAACAUUGCCAAAACGGUGGCAGCUUCACAGAAUAAAGUGUACCUGAGUGCAGAUAGUUUGGUCCUGAAUCUACAGGAUGAUGCUUUUAACAAAUUGUCACUCGGAAAGAAGUAACCCACUCAGAAUGCACUUUCAUUCCAAAUGUCAGGUUGUAUUGCCAGUAACCGUAUGUUUCCUAAAGAUGGCUGUUUGUGUCACAUGAUUUUCUGAUUGGGUCACAAAUGGAUUUGUCUGUCCAGCGAACACUCGUUAAAUAUCUAAUGGUGUAGUCCUUGUGAUUCAGAUAAUUUUGACUCCACAAAUGACUGAUUAUCAAGACAAUGCAGUUAAAUGAAGGCAACUAUGUACUGUACCAGAUUAUUUUCAUACAUUUUGUGUGUAACAGGAGACCUUUAUCUUUGACUCAUACAUUAAAUGAGCUCAAGAUUAGCUGAAACAAUAAAUCCAUCCAUUCUUUGGGAAAUUAUUAAUAUUUUUCUUGAAAUAUAAUGACUCAUGAAGUUGUAUAUGUGACAAAUAACAGCUAAAUAAAAAACUUGGUCAAAACA
This is a messenger RNA of Myxocyprinus asiaticus (Chinese sucker), 1423 nucleotides long. Its product is annotated as prohibitin-2-like. The transcript has 10 exons. Gene Ontology annotation, biological process: mitochondrion organization. The record is from RefSeq and is a predicted model, not a curated record. Gene Ontology annotation, cellular component: mitochondrion; membrane. Bases 78 to 989 code for a protein of 303 amino acids. Lineage: Eukaryota; Metazoa; Chordata; Actinopteri; Cypriniformes; Catostomidae.